AGCCCGAUCAUCCGCUCACAGGCACAGCCUUGUCAUGAUCAGGCAACACUCACGAUGUCUCGAGAGUUCCUCAGACAUCUCCUUGUUCGCCCAACAGUUUGCUGCUCAUCAUGAGUUCUGGGGAUGGAGAACGUUCAGUGCCUCCAGGCGAGCCUCCCCCGACUGACAACUUCUAUUCACCCGAGAACGCCACGUUUUACGAACAACAGCCUUACCAGCCUCUUGACAGCUCGAAACGCGAAAUCCGUCUCCUCAAAGUCUUGAGAGAUGUUCAGUCCGGCAGUCUGCGAUUCACACUUAUGCCACCCAUCCCUUUGGAACAGGCAGACACUUACACUGCAAUCUCAUAUUGCGCCGGCGAUCCAAAGAAUACGCGGUCUCUCGAGGUGAAUGGCAUCCAAUUCAAUGCCUUCGCCAAUCUUGCACUAGCAAUAGACGAGAUCUGUCAUUAUCGCUUACAAGUACACGGCGACAGUGAGCCGCUCCUCUGGACGGAUCAGAUUUGCAUAAACCAGAGUAAUCCAAUGGAGAGGUCGCAUCAAGUUGGUUUCAUGUAUGCCAUAUACUCUCACGCUCGCGAGGUGGUCAUAUGUCUAUCUACUCAGCAUGUCGACGGUCUGGCUAUUGAGUGGGUUCAACACAUGGAAUGGAAGGUCACUAAGCACUCGGACGGUCCUUCGUUGACAUGGCGUAAGAUUUUCGAGGAGCGGACAGCCUAUUGUAUGUCGAAUAUCAACGACGAUAGAUUCAUGAGAGGUUGGGUUGAUGUUGUUAAGAUGAUAGAACAACCUUGGUGGAGAAGGGCUUGGGUGGUACAGGAAUUUGCGGCAGCGAGAGAUGUCUAUUUCAUCUACGGCCGUCAAUCUAUACACUGGAAAACGCUAUCAACGUCGCUUUCACAAUAUUUUCAAGUUCAGGAGCUUAUAGUAUCUGCCCGAGACUUUCCCCAAAAUCGUCAACUUGGUUUUCUGGAGAAGCGCACGCAACAGGCCGAAGACGCUGUUAGUUUCAUAUUGACACUCAAGCGCUUUGGGUUACGAGACUUCACGGACCUGCUCAUCCACCACUCGUGUUCCUGCGAAGCCAGCGAUCAACGAGAUCGUAUUUACGCUUUUCUUGGAUUCCCAAACGCUUACGGGAUUGAGCCUGACUAUCGCCCCGAAAACAGCGUCCAGGCUGUAUUCACCGAGACGGCACGACGAAUGAUACUCGGCAAUGAAACCAUCGGCGGGCUAUCAUACGCUGUAACAGCUCGUGGUGACCUGUCGCCGACUCUCCCUUCAUGGGUGCCGGAUUGGACCUGUAAACGUCAAUCCAGCAACGUAUCUCCGUUCGGGCCUACUAUCAGUUUCACAGGACUUUCACGUGUGAUACCAGAGGCCGAGUUUUCAGAUCAAGGGAAAACUUUAGAAGCCAGUGGUAUAUAUGUAGGCACAUUAACACGACAGGUCUCCCAGAACCUUGACCCCACUGGCUACUUCUCGACUGAGCACAAAGAUGAGUUUUCCACAACAUCUGUUGCGACUAUCAACGACCAGGUCUGGAUACUGUACACAGCGCCUGUGCCUUUUGUCCUGCGCAGUAGUGGCGAUGGUUUCAGGCUUAUCUGCAGAGCAGUUCGAAGCCUCAUGGGGUGUCCAUUCGAAGUAGAUGUGUUUCACAGACUUAUAGAUCAGGUCACGGAGGAUGCGGGGUGGAAGAGAAUCAAGAUAUAUUGACAAUCACCAUAUCGCCACGAUGACUCCGGUACGUCAAGAUUAGAGGAGCGCAUCACCAUCCAUCUGUACAAGUAACCAUCACGUUGUCGAAUGUCCAUAUAAUCACUAUUAAAAGCAACCAAUCUUUCAUAGAAACUUCUACAAAUCUUUGAUUAGACGUUAUACACCCCCGUCAAAGU
Messenger RNA from Dothidotthia symphoricarpi CBS 119687, 1897 nucleotides. RefSeq lists its product as uncharacterized. The transcript has a single exon. The record is from RefSeq and is a predicted model, not a curated record. Bases 111 to 1718 code for a protein of 535 amino acids. NCBI's taxonomy places the organism in Eukaryota, Fungi, Ascomycota, Dothideomycetes, Pleosporales, Dothidotthiaceae.